AAUCUUGGAUAUCCUCUCUGUCGUGCGAUCACGUUUAUUCGCGUUUCACUAGCGCGUCAUUUCCGCGUUUCUUUCCCUGCAUUGAGCCCCGCUGUAGCCCGCCUCGUAUCAUCGAAGAUCCCCACAUCAUACUUACAGGCUCAGCGCGCAACGCGGGAUUCCGUCCGGAAACGCCUCAGAUCGCCUCUUCACCAAAUCUCCUCCACACAACCUCAACAGCCACGAGUCUGUGCAAUGAGCAACUCCGAUAUAUCUCCCACACCAUUGUCCAGCGCGGCGCAGUCCUCGGUCUACCCAAGCACGUCUGUGAUGGCACCAAAGUCGCUCACCCUAAUCCUUGCCGCAACGCCUUCCCUGGGCAUUGGGAAAGGCGGCGGUCUCCCUUGGCCCCAACUUAAAAAGGAAAUGGGCUACUUCGCGCGCGUCACAAAGCGAACCACUGCUACGGAGGGCGACGCUGCAGGAGCGGCUCCUGCGAAGCGACAGAGGGUGAAUGCAGUGGUCAUGGGGAGGAAGACAUGGGACAGCAUACCAGACAAAUUCCGGCCGCUGAAGGGGAGGAUCAACGUCGUCGUCACUCGAUCAGUCGACGCUUUCACAUCGGCAUUACCUCCACACGCACAAAGCGCUGCGGCCUACGAGGGCCCACUCGUCGCUGGGUCGGUUUCGGAUGCAUUAUCACAACUGCAGAGCGACAAGAUUGGCGUGGAAGUAGACAAAGUCAUUGUCAUUGGUGGUGCGAGCAUAUACGAGCAAGCGCUGCAGCUCCAGGAAGCGAAGCAUGUGCUGUUGACAAAGAUACAGAAGGAGUAUGAGUGCGAUACGUACUUCUCGGAGAAUCUUGAAGGAGACGGGUGGACAAAAGCGAGUCGAGAGGAGCUGCAGGAGUUCACGGGGGAGACGUUUGAAGAGGGCACAGAGGUCGAGGAGAAGGACGUGAAGUUUGAGUUCUGUCUGUAUAACAGGAUAAGAUGACGACUUGGUACUGGUCGAGCGAUUAGUCGACAAACAAGCUUCUCAUGUGGUGAGCUACUGUCGAUGCGGAUGAACGGCCCCUCGAUUGCCUUCACAGCGUAGGCAUGUCAGAGGCAGUUUAAGCAUACCCGACUGGGCUUUGUAAGCUGUCUCACGCCGGCUAGGAUUGUCCUGGAGUGCGAAUGCUGGCGGCAACCUCCGCAGGUGAAGCCGCAGCGAUCCGUAAUCACGUCGAGUAGUAAUCAUUCACGCGGCAUAUUUAUCACUGGUAUGGUGCA
Messenger RNA from Boeremia exigua, 1253 nucleotides. Its product is annotated as dihydrofolate reductase-like domain-containing protein. Gene Ontology annotation, molecular function: NADP binding; dihydrofolate reductase activity. Lineage: Eukaryota; Fungi; Ascomycota; Dothideomycetes; Pleosporales; Didymellaceae. The transcript has a single exon. The record is from RefSeq and is a predicted model, not a curated record. Gene Ontology annotation, cellular component: mitochondrion. Gene Ontology annotation, biological process: tetrahydrofolate biosynthetic process; glycine biosynthetic process; dihydrofolate metabolic process. The coding region runs from base 235 to 975 and encodes 246 amino acids.